Molecule: messenger RNA, 7162 nt
Organism: Ostrea edulis (European flat oyster)
Lineage: Eukaryota; Metazoa; Mollusca; Bivalvia; Ostreida; Ostreidae
Exons: 13
Coding region: 767-5740 (1657 amino acids)
Molecular function (GO): protein binding
Source: RefSeq, a predicted model, not a curated record
UAAGAUGAGGAGAUAGCAAAUCGUAAAACUGUAAUUACAUGUAGAUCUAGUUGUGUGUGAUUUUGUGAGGGGAGGGAGUCAUUUCAUAAAAAGUUAUUUGAAGCGAUAUAUAAAUGUGCAUAUAUAUCAAACCACGGUCAAUGUACGAUUCAGCUCUAUCAUUCUGACUGGGAUGAGAUUUGGUAGAAUGACUAUACAUUUACAGAAAGGAAAUUAUAAUAACUCAAAAUGUAAAGAAUACUGAAACUGAUGAUAUUUUACAGGUGUCUUCCGGUGCCCCCUUAAUUCCUUGUAUUUUUAAAUGUUCAAUUUCAUGGGUAUUUCGGGUGUAUUCUACACAAAAUAUGUAAAUACAGAGUAUUUUUAAUUCAGUGUAAUACAUAAGUCUGAUCUAUAUGUUUAUGUGGGAGAUUUGCCAUGUGAACAUGAUAAAAAGCGUAAGGUCUAAGCUAAUGAAUCAUCCCUUGGAGCGAAACGUCCCGCAUUAAAUUUGGUCCUAGUUAGUUUUUUUUUAAUUGGUCCUAGUUAGUUUUUUUUUUUAAUUGGUAUAAAUUAAAUUAUUCUAGAUUUAUAAUUCAUGAUAUUCAUGUUUUUCACUGAUUAUCUACACGUUAUCACUUAAACAUGAAUGUAUGAUAGAAAAAUUGGUAGGUGAAUUAAUUACGAGGUACUAUGGACGAUCGGGUUCGGGAUAACAAUUUUGGCGUAGCUUUUAUUGAUGGCGGGACGCCGUGCCGCGGGUUAGACCAAAGUGAAGAUUUCUGAAAUGAAUGCAAAAAGGAAAAUCCGGAAAAGAAAAGUUGAAGAAUCAUUGCUGCUUAACUCUGAACAAAGAGAGUCUGAUGAAAAGGAGAAUUUUGAAGCAAAAUUCAUUAAUGAAGAAAUAGGGCAAGGUGUAUUUGCCAAAAAAAAAUUUAUUGAAGGAGAGAUACUACUAGAAUAUAGGGGAGAACUCAUCGAAGGAGAUUUUGAUUUUGAAGAUGACACAUAUGUUUUUCAAUUACACUUUAAAAGAAAGCAAUUUUGCAUUGAUGCUACCGAAAACAGAUCAUUUGGAAGAUUACUAAAUGAUGAGCACAAAAAACCAAAUUGUAAAGCAACGAUAAUUGAAGAAGAUGGUAAACCCCAUGUAUAUUUUGUUGCUGUCAGAGACAUAAACACUGGGGAAGAACUACGAUAUAACUAUGGUCCAGGAAUUUAUAGUUGGAGAACCUCUAAAACGCGCCAAAGAUGCAAAAUAGGUGGAGACAAAGACUCUAAGCAAGGAUCCACCACCAAAGAUUUAGACUCUCCGAGAGGAUCCACCACCAAAGGUUCACAUUCAGGCUCUCCGCGAGGAGUCACCACCAAAGAUUCAGACUCUAUGGGAGGAUCCACCACCAAAGAUUCACACUCAGACGCUACACAAGGAGCCACCACCAAAGAUUUACACCAAGACUCUACACGAGGAGCCACCACCAAAGAUUCAGACUCUACACAAGGAGCCACCACCAAAGAUUCACACCAAGACUCUACACAAGGAGCCACCACCAAAGAUUCACACCAAGACUCUGCACAAGGAGCCACCACCAAAGAUUCACACCAAGACUCUGCACAAGGAGCCACCAUCAAAGAUUCACACCAAGACUCUACACGAGGAGCCACCACCAAAGAUUCACACUCAGACUCUACACAAGGAGCCACCACCAAAGAUUCACACCUAGACUCUGCACAAGGAGCCACCAUCAAAGAUUCACACCAAGACUCUACACGAGGAGCCACCACCAAAGAUUCACACUCAGACUCUACACAAGGAGCCACCACCAAAGAUUCACACCAAGACUCUACACAAGGAGCCACCACCAAAGAUUCACACCAAGACUCUGCACAAGGAGCCACCAUCAAAGAUUCACACCAAGACUCUACACGGGGAGCCACCACCAAAGAUUCACACUCAGACUCUACACAAGGAGCCACCACCAAAGAUUCACACCAAGACUCUACACGAGGAGCCACCACCAAAGAUUCACACCAAGACUCUGCACGAGGAGCCACCACCAAAGAUUCACACUCAGACUCUACACAAGGAGCCACCACCAAAGAUUCACACCAAGACUCUGCACAAGGAGCCACCAUCAAAGAUUCAGACUCUACAGGAGGAUCCACCACCAAAGAUUCAGACUCUCCACAAGGAGCCACUACCAAAGGUUCACAUUCAGACUCUAUGCGAGGGGCCACUACCAAAGAUGCAGACUCUAUGCGAGGGGCCACCACUAAAGAUUCAGACUCUCCACGAGGAGCCACCACCAAAGAUUCAGACUCUCCGCGAGGAGCCACCACCAAAGAUUCAAACUCUCCACGAGGAGCCAUCACCAAAGAUUCAGACUAUCCACGAGGAGCCACCACCAAAGAUUCAGACUAUCCACGAGGAGCCACCACCAAAGAAUUAGACUCAGACUCUAUGCAAGGAUCCACCACCAAAGAUUUAGACUCAGACUCUAUGCGAGGAGCCACCACCAAAGAUUCAGACUCUACACGAGGAACCACCACCAAAGAUUCGGACUCUACACGAGGAGCCACCACCAAAGAUUCAGACUCUACACAAGGAGCCACCACCAAAGAAUUAGUCUCAGACUCUAUGCAAGGAUCCACCACCAAAGAUUUAGACUCUAUGCGAGGAACCACCACCAAAGAUUUAGACUCAGACUCUAUUCAAGGAGCCACCACCAAAGAUUUAGACUCAGACUCUAUGCAAGGUUCCACCACCAAAGAUUUAGACUCAGACUCUAUGCAAGGAGCCACCACCAAAGAUUUAGACUCAGACUCUAUGCAAGGAGCCACCACCAAAGAUUUAGACUCAGACUCUAUGCAAGGAGCCACCACUAAAAAGUCAGACUUUACACGAGGAUCCACCACCAAAGAUUCACGCUUAGAAGAUGUUGGGAUGUGUCUUGCAAAAAUAACGGUGAUCAAGAAGGAUGAUAGUUUAGGAGCCAUUUACCAUAUGAAUGAAGAGGAAUGUGUCAUUGGAAGUGGAAGAGAGUGUAAUAUAAAAGUGUCCCUAACAAAUGUUGACAAUAUUCAUGCAGUUGUUGCAGUUGACAGAUUCAAGGCUUCCGUAACAAAUUUUAGUAAAAAGUUUCCUGUCAUUCUCAAUGGAAAACCAAUUGAAAUUGGCAAAGAAUUGAAUGAUGGAGAUAUGUUGGUCAUUGGUGGCAGAAAAUUUUUAUUCAAUCAUAAGAAAAGUUGCAAUAGUCACUGGGAUCUUUUUGAGGACUCGUCUGAACAUUCUGAUCCUUUUGACCCAGACUAUGAAAUGUCAGAGGAUGCAGACAAUGUGACUUCAGAAGACAGUUGUGAUGAAAUAAUUGAGGAAGAAGUUGAACAUGUUUCAGAUUCAGGUUCGGAUGUUAUUCCUUAUCAAGGACCACUCCAAUUUUUGGACCAGGAGGAAACAGUUAGUUCAACAUCAGAGCUUAUGGCUUUAAAUUCAGCAUCAAAGCACCAAAAGCAAAGAGCUACAGAUUUUGUAAUCAAGAAUGACAUCAUUUCAAGUACCGUUAAAGAUGUGGAAGUUCAGCAAUCUGGGAAUCAGGAUGGGAUUCGUGUUUGGGACAAGGUACACUAUUGUGUGUACUGCGAAAAAGGAUUCACCAAUAUAACUAAACAUUAUUUGGGAGUACAUUCAAAUGAAACAGAUGUGCAACAUAUCAAAUCUCAUCCUUUAAAGUCCACCAAUAGAAAACUUGCCCUAAUGAAGCUGAGAAACAGUGGUGAUUUUCAACACAAUUAUGAAGUGUUAAGAACACGCCAUGGAACUUUAGUAACUUUUACUAGAAAUUGGAAUGAAACUUCUGCAGACCAAUUUCUUCCUUGUCAAUAUUGUUUGGGAUUUUUCCUUAAAUCUUCUUUAUGGCGACACACCAAAAAUUGUCCGUUUGCUCCUGAAAGAAAAGAAAAAUACAGAAAAGUAUCAUCACAAUCCAUGCUGCUUCUUCCAACUAGCACAGAUGUUAGCGAAGGCCUAAGAGAAAAGGUAUUAAACCGAAUGUCUGCUGAUGAAAUUAGUAUAGCAGCCAGGAAUGAUCCUAUUAUUGUGAGAGUUGGAGAAAAACUUUAUCAGAAACAUGGACACUUGACUCACCUCUAUACAUAUGUAAGUCAAAAGAUGAGAGAACUUGGAAGAUUACUGAUUUUACUUAGAGAAACUGACAAAGAUAUUAAUUCUCUAGAUGAUGCAAUCCAUCCAAAGAAGUACCCUGCUGUGGUAAAAUGUACAAAAACUCUAUGUGGCUUUCAAGAAAACUCAAAUUCAUACAAUAAUCCAUCCUUAGCACUGAAGUUGGGACAUUCUCUUAAAAAAUGUGCAAAAAUAAAAAAUUCUAUAGCCCUGAUUCAAGGAAAUGGAAAUUCAACCAAAGACGCAGAGGGAUUUUUCACUCUGUGUGAAAACGAAUGGACUGAUUCAGUCUCAAGCAGUGCAUUUCAGACGUUGGCAUCAAACAAAUUGAACAAAGGUCAUGGAUUACCUCUCGCAGAAGACAUCCAAAAAAUGCAAACUCUUCUGAAGGAAAAAACUGAAGAGCUUGUUAUUCAGCUACAAAAAUCAGUGAAGAAAUCUGUAUGGGAUGAGCUGAAUCAAGUGACAUUGGCCAGACUUGUGAUGUUUAACAGACGCAGAGGUGGAGAGUCAGAGAGAAUGACACUUGCAUCUUUCUGUAAAAAAAGGUCAAAGAGUGACUCACUAAAAGAAAUUGAAGAUUCCUUAAAACCACUUGAAAGAAUCCUCUGUAAAACCUUUUCAAGAGUUGAAAUUCGUGGAAAAAGAGGACGCAUGGUCCCAAUCUUAAUAACACCAGCACUAGAGAGGAGCAUAGUUUUGCUAAAUGAAACCAGGGAACAGGCUGGAGUAAGUAAAAGCAAUCCUUAUGUCUUUGCCAGGUCAGGCUUCAGUUCCCUUAACCCAAUCCGAAGCUCAGAUUGUCUUCGAAAGUUUGCUGAAGAAAGUGGGGUUAAAAACACUCAGAAUUUGACUAGUACAAAGCUGAGGAAACACGUUGCUACAGUAUCACAAAUUUUAAAUUUAGAGAAAAGUGACAUUGAAAUCAUGGCAGGUUUCCUUGGACAUGACAUUAGGGUGCACACAUCAUUUUACAGGCUCCCAAGCGAUACAUUACAGAUUGCAAGAAUGGGAACAAUUCUGACUGCUUUUGACAACGGAGAAAUUUCAAAGUACAGUGGAAAAUCAUUGGACCAAAUUGCCUGUGAAGACAUUAAACUUGGCAAUGAAGAAGGUGAAGAGGAUAUGAGCAGUAGUGGAGAGGAAAGUGAUGAAGACAAUUGUCACAGAGGAAAAAAGAGGAAGCUGAAUCCUCCAAAAGAAGCUGCAGAGAAUGAAUCUGACAGUGAAGAGGACAAUGAGAAUGCACAUGGCAUGACUAAGAAAGAAAGGGAACAUGGGAAAAAUACAAAAACAGGCUCCUCAAAGAAACCAGGAAGUGAUGACCAAUACGUGAAAGGGAAACCUAAAAGAGUGCCAAAUACACGGCAUCAGUGGACACAAGAUGAGAAAGCUGCCCUAUUGAGAAAUUUUAAGAAGCCUAUUUCUUUAGGAAAAACACCUGGCCAAUUGGAUUGCUUAAAUGCUAUUAGGCAAGAGACAUGUUUAGCCAAGUUCACUUGGAAACAAAUAAAGUUUGCUGUAAAAAAUCUCAUUACAUCUGAAAGAAGACAAGUGAAGAAAAUGACAAAACAGGUGUAGAUUUCUUUACAAAGGAUGCAAAAAAUAUCUUCAAAGAGAUGCAACUGGAUAGGUGAUGUAAGAGAUGUAACUCAGAUGAUUUAAAAGAUGUAACUUAGAGAAAUGAUGUAACUUGGAUAUAUUACUUUAUUUUCAUUUCACUUGUACCAUAACUAUUUUCCCCCUUCCUGUCCUUAUUCUGUAAUGUGUUUUAAACUGAUUUUUUAAAUUUUGCUUAUUGUGUUUUGGUACAAGUUUGAUCAAAAUUGGGGAAACUUCCUUUGUAACUUCAUUAUAUUCAUUCCCGCGGAACUAAUUGGUAAUGCCAACUUGAUGCAACCCGUGAAAAACUUUCUUGCAAGCUGGUCUCUUGGAAGAGAUCUGCCAUGAAUAUGUGUUUGUCCAUCUUUCAUCCAUCUGUCCAUUUGUCACACUUUAGUUAAGUUUUAAAGAAAUUGUAGAAUAUACUUUUAUUGAAUUCCAUAUGCUGAUACAUAUUGGUUAGUGUUAUUCAAUUGCAUGUUAACUUUCCUUUGGUCUUAACCUUACUUUUCUUGAAUUUGCAUUUAGUUCAGUAUCAAAGAAACUUUAAGAUAUUUCUAGGAAAACUCAUACACUAAUACAUAUUGGUAAGAGCUAUUCAACUGUGUCAAAAAUCGUUGGUCUUGAGUUCAAUGUUACUCAUUUUGUGUUUAGCUUAGUUUUAAAGAAAGUAAUCAAGAUUUUUUUCUUCAAAUUAUAUAUUAGUAAGAGCUAUCCAACUGCAUCAAAAUUUUCUUUACCUUGACCUUCCGUAUGACCUUUACCUCACAAUUCCUUAAUUAGUAAUUAGCUCAUUUUCAGAAAAAGUAUUCCGGAUAUUUCUAUUAAAAUUCAUACACUGGUACAUACUCAUGAGAAUUAUUCAAUUUAAUAUAAGUCUGACCUUAACCUUGCAAUUCGUCAUUUUACAUUUACUUAAAGGAUGAACUUUAAACAAUUAAGUUAUUCCUUCUUUCAUCAUAUAUUACUAUAAGCUCAGACCAAAGAAGCAGGAUAUUUUUUUUUUCAUUUUACAAUACAAAUGUACAUUGGGUGGGACAUUCAUGUUUCUAGUUCAUUGAUGUUUUAGAAAUGUGAAGCUUUUCGGCUUACCUCAGAUAAAAUACUUUGAAAUCGCCAUGGACUGAGAAACAAUAAAAUAAAGUUUAUUCUUAUAUCAGUUGUUUUAAUGCAUAUUUUUUAAGAAGGUUAUGUUACAUGGAAUGUAAAAAUGAAUUGAAUCUUUGAACACUGGGUCCUUUUGAUGUAUGCUGUAGCGCUGUAGACAAUGUGUCCUAUGUGUACAUUUAUAUGCAUAGAAAGUGUACAUAUAUAACAUUUGAGAAAUGAGUUAAUUUGAUAGUACAUACUAGUCUGAGUAGCAGAUAUUGUCACUUAAAUACAUCUACAAGCUAUGGUAAA